UUACCCGAAGGUGCCUAUUUUUUGGGUGAUAAAGAUCAAGUUACCAUUUUAUACAUCCGUAAAUGUUACAUCCACUUAGCUGAUAUUGUUUUUAAUGAGAAAAUACAUCGUUGUCGUAUUACCGGCAAUCCCGGAAUUGGCAAAACUUUUUUCGGUUUUUACCUACUCUAUUUUCUUUCAAGACAAAAUAAAACCAUCGUGUACCACAAAGCUCGUCAAUGUCCAAUUCUCUUCAACAAGCAACACAUCUUCUGUAGUAAUGAUAUCUUUGACUUUAAAGAAUACUUGGAUAAAGCAGAUGUCUGGUAUAUUGUAGAUGGCCAACAACCAUUCGAAGUUCGUGCUAAGACGAUCCUUUUCUGUUCUCCUCAAAAACGACAUUACAAAGAAUUCGAUAAAAUGGUUGAAACAACAAUACGCUUUAUGCCAGUAUGGUCAUGGAAUGAGAUCAACGAAUGUAGGAUCGGUAUGUUCAAUCAUCUUGAGGUAGCAAAGGUUGAGGAUUUGUACUCACAUUGGGGAGGGGUUCCUCGAUUCAUCUUAGAAAAAGCUCUAGAUUCUUCUGAGCAAAGUCAUCUCGAAGAUGCAAUUAGCGA
Messenger RNA from Dentiscutata erythropus, 596 nucleotides. The record is from the annotation of a GenBank genome assembly. NCBI's taxonomy places the organism in Eukaryota, Fungi, Glomeromycota, Glomeromycetes, Diversisporales, Gigasporaceae.